Messenger RNA from Aspergillus wentii DTO 134E9, 1047 nucleotides. RefSeq names its product sodium:calcium antiporter. Gene Ontology annotation, biological process: calcium ion transmembrane transport; intracellular calcium ion homeostasis. The transcript has 2 exons. The coding region runs from base 1 to 1047 and encodes 348 amino acids. Gene Ontology annotation, molecular function: calcium, potassium:sodium antiporter activity; calcium channel activity. Gene Ontology annotation, cellular component: membrane. Lineage: Eukaryota; Fungi; Ascomycota; Eurotiomycetes; Eurotiales; Aspergillaceae. The record is from RefSeq and is a predicted model, not a curated record.
AUGGAUUGGGAUAAUCUCUGCUUCAACACUGCAACGUUGAUUGCCGGGGUCUUUGUCCUUGACUAUGGAGCAGACAAAUUCCUGGACCACACUGUUAUCGUCGGACGGCGAUUAGGCAUCUCGCCGACUCUUAUUGCUCUCUUGACAGCUGGAGCUGAGUAUGAAGAGUUAGCUGUAGUGAUUGCAGCAAUCCUACAGCAUCGCAGCCCCCUAGCGCUGGGCAAUGUUAUGGGAUCUGCAAUUUCCAAUAUCCUCGGUGCCUUUUCGCUUGGUCUUCUGUGUCAUCCUGGUGGAAUGGAGUUUGAUCGUAGCGCAAAGAUCUAUGCUGCGCUUCAGCUUGCCGUUACCACUCUGUUUGUAGCCUUGGCUUUUUUUCAUCUGCUGAACCAAGUGACUGGUGCGGUCUUGAUAGCCGUUUUUGUCUUGUAUAUCAUCUCUAUUGGCUAUGCCAUUUACAAGGGCGUUACCGAACCUCCUCAGAUGUCUGAUAGUGACAGCGACGAUGAAAUACCCACCACUGCUCAGACGUCAGUUUCGGAGACUUUACCUCUUUUGGAGAAUGCAAGUCCACGACAGGAUCCACAGCCACUUUACCAGCAUAUCUUCCAACUCCUCUUUGGCCUACUUGCACUCUCCCUAUCCGGAUAUAUCCUUGCCCAUAGCGCAGGUGCCAUCGCGGACUCCCUCCAGCUUUCAGGCACCGUGUUUGGCCUCACAGUGAUUGCCUUUGCUACAACCCUACCGGAGAAGCUGAUUUCCGUUCUCAGUGGCUCUCGCGGACAAGGAGGUAUUGUCAUUGCAACCACAGCAGGGAGUAAUAUAUUCCUGCUGACGCUCUGCGUCGGUGUUGUGGCCAUUGCAGGACUUCCUGUCAACAGGGCAGAUACCUUUGAUACCUUUAUUCUCUUUGACCUGGUGAUGGUCUGGAUGUCCGCGUUAGGCUUUACAGUCGUCGCCUUUCUUGGACCAAGCCGAAUUGCCGGUCUGGUGUUUCUGUUGGCGUAUGUUGCUUUUGUGGUCCUUGAAUUUACAGUGUAUAAACGCUGA